AUGAACGAUCACAACGUCGCAGUGAAGCGGAUCUCGGAGAUCGUCAAGGACUUCCACUCGCGCCGGGAGCCCUUCCGCAUCUUCCACGGCUCCACCAGCAGCACCCGUCCCGCCCACGGCCAGCGCGUCGUCGACAUCAGCGAGCUGCGCCAUGUGCUGCACAUCGACACCGCCGCCGCCGUCGCCAUCGUCGAGCCCAAUGUCGCCAUGGACCAGCUCGUCGCCGCGACCUACCGCGCCGGCAUGGUCCCGCCCGUGGUGAUGGAGUUCCCCGGCAUCACCGUCGGUGGCGGUUUUGCCGGGUCCGCCGGCGAGAGCAGCUCGUUUCGGUACGGUUAUUUUGAUGAAACGGUGCUGGCGGUGGAAAUCAUCCUGGCCACCGGCGAGGUCGUCAAUGCGUCAAAGACGGAAAAUGCGGAUCUGUUCAAGGGUGCGGCCGGGGGGCUGGGGACGCUCGGCAUCGUCACGAAGCUGGAGCUGCGGCUGCUGCCGGCGAAGAAGUUUGUGAAAGUCACGUAUCACCCGUAUUCGAGGAUCCCGGAUGCGAUAGCUGCGAUCCAGCGGGAGACAAACUUGGCUCAUAACGACUAUGUCGAGGGAUUGGUGUUUUCGAGGACCAGCGCGGCGGUGGUAACUGGCCAACUCACAGACGACUUGCCAGUAAAACACAAGCCACAAACUUUCAGCAAAGCUAAGGACCCGUGGUUCUAUCUGCAUGCGCGAAAACGCAUUACAAAUGCAGUACCAACUCCAGAUUAUGUGCCGUUGCAAGACUAUCUCUUCCGGUAUGAUCGCGGCGCAUUUUGGAUGGGGGAGUUGGCGUUCAAGUACUUCGGCUUCGUCCCUUUCAACCGCAUAACACGACGGGUGAUGAACCGCCUGAUGGAUACCCGGACAUUAUACAAAGCAGGCCUUGGCGGUGGCAGCCGGAUGACUUUCCAGUAUCUGGUGCACGAUUUAUCAUUACCAUACUCAACAGUCCAAAAUUUCAUCGACUACGUCGCUGACAACAUGGAAAUUUGGCCCCUCUGGCUGUGUCCUCUGCGUGCCAUCGAGGCCCCCAGUUUUCACCCUUACACGACAGAGCCGGGUGGAGAGGCACCACAGCCGAUGCUUAAUGUGGGAGUCUGGGGCCAUUCGUCAAAGAAGAUUGACCGUUUCAUGCGGCAAAACCGAGAUCUAGAGGCAAAGCUCAUGGAGUUGGGCGGGCGCAAGGUGUUGUACUCACAUGCUUACUACACGGAAAAGGAGUUCUGGGACAUGUACGACAAGAACUGGUACACGAAACUUCGAGAGCGAUAUAGUGCGACGAGCUUACCGGAUGUUUACGACAAGGUUGUGGUUGACGUUACGAAGGAAAAGGAAAGGAAGUCUAUUCGGGACAAGGUGGCGGUCACCUGGCCGUUUGCAGGUCUCAUUGGAGUUUGGUCGGCAAUUCGAAAGUAA
This is a messenger RNA of Colletotrichum chrysophilum, 1446 nucleotides long. RefSeq lists its product as uncharacterized. NCBI's taxonomy places the organism in Eukaryota, Fungi, Ascomycota, Sordariomycetes, Glomerellales, Glomerellaceae. Bases 1 to 1446 code for a protein of 481 amino acids. Gene Ontology annotation, biological process: steroid metabolic process. Gene Ontology annotation, cellular component: membrane; cytoplasm. The transcript has a single exon. Gene Ontology annotation, molecular function: FAD binding; Delta24(24-1) sterol reductase activity. The record is from RefSeq and is a predicted model, not a curated record.